CAGUGAGUGAGUGAGAGUGAGUGGGAGGGAGGGCGGCAGUCAGAAACAAGCAAACUAAUUCUCACCGAGGAACAGACAGUCGUGCCAGAGCAGGAGCUGCGCUUACUUCACCACCUUCUGGCGCUCUCUGUGUAUCUUCAAAGCAUCAGUGGGUGUUUUUUUUUUAGCCCGCACGAGACCAGGUACUAACUAGGACCAGAGUUUUCCAUUUUGGAUAGGGGGCUGCAGACACACGCAACCCACACUUCUCCAAGCCGAGACAAUUAAGGUGAAUGCCGCCAUGCCAUUUGGGUGCCUUGCCCUGCGAGAUGGGCGAGCUUACGAUAGCAUAUCGGAUGUCACAGACAAGUAUGAGAUCGGACAGGUCCUCCGAGCGAAGGAGUUCUGCGAGCUCUGCCUGGCUAAGGACCGACAGACAGACAAGGUGUUCGUCUGCAAGAAAUUCCUCAAGAAAGACGGCAGGAAAGUCCGCAAGGCUGCCAAGAACGAGAUCAUGAUCCUGAAAUUGGUCAACCAUCCCAACAUCCUUCAACUGAUUGACACAUUCGAGACUCGGAAAGAAUACUUCAUCAUCCAGGAACUCGCCACAGGAGGAGAUGUAUUCGACUGGAUUCUGGACCAGGGGAAUUACACAGAGAGAGACGCAUCCAAUGUCAUCAGACAAGUCCUGGAGGCUGUGGCGUACCUACACUCCCUCAACAUAGUUCACAGGAACUUGAAGCUGGAAAACCUAAUGUACUACACAGAAAAUAACCACAACAAAGUAGUGCUGCGAGAUUUUUACCUGUCCAGGUUUGAGAAUGGGCCAAUUACAGAACCCUGUGGAACACCAGAAUACCUGGCUCCUGAAGUAGUGGCUCGUCACCGAUAUGGUCGCCCUGUGGACUGCUGGGCUGUGGGUGUCAUUAUGUUCAUACUUUUAUCAGGUAACCCUCCUUUUUAUGAUGAGACAGAGGAGGAGAACACAGAUCUACACAAUCGCAUCAUUUUCUGUCGCAUUGUUGCCGGUGACUUUGAGUUUGAUUCUCCGUACUGGGAUGACAUUUCACCUGCAGCCAAAGAGCUCGUCUGUCGACUCAUGGAGGUGGACCAGAUGCUGAGAAUCACUGCACAGGAUGCACUAUGGCAUGAAUGGAUUGCGGGGAAUGGUGCAUCAGAGAAAAACCUAAAGGACGGCGUGUGUGCCCAGUUUGAAAAGAACUUUGCAAAGGCCAAAUGGCGGGUAAGAGCGCACUCAAUCCGUGUCACAACCUUCAUGCAACGCCUGAAGAAUUCAGAGGCUCUGAUUGACAGUUCAGCUGAGGUUCAGGGCGGUGAAGAGGCCGGAGAUUGUGAAGGGGGUGUGUCGCAGGGGACAAGUGAUGAGGGAGACAAAGGGACGAGUGACGGAGGGGUGACAUCAAGUAGUGUGUCUUUAGAGGUUACUGUGGAGAGUACACCUGCAGGUUUGUACCAGGAUGAAGGGAGGAGUAAAGUUGUAGAAAAACAGGGUGAGGUUGAAGCAAGCAUAGGUCCAUGUGUCGGAACUUCCCCAUCAGAUAUUCAGCAACCUCUCUGUCAGCAAUCAGACGCAGCUGCUAAACUCCCUCAGGAGGAGCAAUGUAAAAUUGGUGCAAAGAAAGCAGCAGGUGAUGGAGCCAGAAAAAUUGCUGCCAAUUUGAGUCAAAAUAAAGUUGCACCAGAAUCCAAACCAUCCCCCAUGAAAACACAGGACCCCUCAAAGCUGUCUGACAGUUCUUCAGACAAAAAACACACAUCUGCCUCCCCUGAUCCCAGCGGCAACCGGAAGAUUGCCGCAACACUCCAAAGUCCUCACCUUGCCGGCUCUGCUGCUGCUUCAGCCUCACCAGAGAAGAGGCCAGGGAUGCAUAGGGAUGACAUCGAUGGAAGCUGGUGUCAGACACAAGUACCUGAGGCAGUGGCAGAGAGGUCAGUGGUGGCAACUGUUACCCCAGCGGUAGGACCUGCAGCUGGGGCAGAUGUAGAGCUAGGAGUUAGGCUAAGGAGUGAUGUUAGCCCCAUGAGUAGAAGGGACAGGGAGGCCAGGAGAGCAGACAGGUACAGUGCUGAGUUUAGCAUAGCAAGGGCAAGUCCUCCUACAGGACAGGCUUGUUAUACAGUAGGCAGCUCCGCUAGUUUGGGCCGCCAUUCUACACCAUACAACCCAGAGGUUGGGUCUGUAGGGAUGGGGAUAGCAGGGGGCUACGGAAGUCCAUACAGCUCCCUGUAUACAAGCGGAGCAGGGUUAGGGAUGUAUGGAACUGGGCUACAGCAUACAGCAGGAGGGAGCAGCACCACAAGCGACUGGCAAAUGGACAGCGUCAUCGAGCAGAUCGAAAAGCAAAUGGCUGCAGUGCUGGAGAAGAUUGAGGGAGACAUGCCCUCUCUGCUGGAGCAAAUCAGUGACUGCCCCAUCGAAUCACCGCGUGCCCGGAGCACACACGCCUCACCUGCCAGCUCCCGCGCUCGCUCUUCACAACACUCCAUGACCACGACCUUAUCCACUCCUCCGCCACUUCCAACCUCACCCAGGCCUGCACUGCCUUCUCUCCCUCGCCUUACUAUCCCUCCCCCUUCCUACCCUCCACCCUCUCCCCCCACACAAUCCUCACCCCAGGCUGUUGGAGAGCAGGACGACGGGGAUGGACAGAGGGAUGCUGCUCGCUCCUGCCAGUCCCCGAGAGCAGGGAUGGGCAGGGGGCUAUGAAGUAGCUGUAAAUGAUGAGGCAACAUUGAACAUUGAUUAAUAGUUUAAACAUAAGGGUUUAGAGACUGUGUCUCACCCAGACUUAUCAUUCACUUGCUCACCAGGAGAAAUGUAACCAUGGAGUGUUGUUUAGUUUGGUGAAUCUUGUUAAAGAGAAAUCUUAUGGGGGUUGUGUAUUGUAUUUCUUUCCACAACAGCUGCAGAGCAAAAAGGUUCAUUUGCAUUUGAAAUCCAGAUUGUGUGCAUGAAUGCUCACCACACAUCCUCCACACAUCUUGUUAAAUAUAAAUUACAAAAGUGAGAACAGUGUGGUAAAGUUCUCAGCUAAUGGUGAGAGUUAACAGCUGAGGAAGUGUUAUGAUUUGUGUUAUUUGUUUCAAACUGUAAAUACAUACAACAACUGGGUUCCUUAGUCUUUCUCUUUUCUCCCAUGUUGUUAACUUCCUCACAUUUAAACUGACAUGUACUUUUUUUUUUUUAAAUCAGUUCUUCCCAUUUGAUUAUUUUCUGCUCAUUUUUAUUUAUGUAGCUAUGCAUCCUGUAAAGCGGGGCUGCAAAAUUGUGACUUUGAUGUCACUUAGUUGUACAGAAAAAUAUUAAAAAUGAACAGAUUGCACCUUUCUAUUGGCUCCUAGAGAUUGAGAGAUGUUUUGUUACAUACAGUAGUGUAUUCAAACUUGAACUACCAUUAAAAGUCUUGUGAGAUGCUUUACGUCUGCUGGAGAGUGAAGGAACAUCUUUAGAUAAAGAUAUUGUAUAAAGGCUUUUCAUAGCAAAUGCUCUGUUAUUUCUAGGUGACCCAAAUGUUUUGCCCAAUAAGUUUUGUUUUUAUUUUCCUCCCACUUAUUUAAUUUGGUACCGAUGUACUGUCUAUAUUUGCUCCUUUUAACAUGUAAACAAGUCUUUAUUAAAUUCAUUAUGCCUUUGGAUCUAGCCUAUGUAAUACCAGGUCCUGUGCUGUUAUCCUGAACAAGUCAAUACAUACAUUUUUCUGUCCCUGUGUCAACUGUGCUCUGUUUGCAAGACUUUCAAUAAAAGUUAGAGACA
Molecule: messenger RNA, 3754 nt
Organism: Labrus mixtus (cuckoo wrasse)
Lineage: Eukaryota; Metazoa; Chordata; Actinopteri; Labriformes; Labridae
Gene: camkvl
Product: CaM kinase-like vesicle-associated, like
Exons: 11
Coding region: 281-2707 (808 amino acids)
Biological process (GO): peptidyl-serine phosphorylation
Cellular component (GO): intracellular anatomical structure
Molecular function (GO): calcium/calmodulin-dependent protein kinase activity; ATP binding; calmodulin binding
Source: RefSeq, a predicted model, not a curated record